Yarrowia lipolytica CLIB122 is the source of this 1497-nucleotide messenger RNA. RefSeq lists its product as uncharacterized. Lineage: Eukaryota; Fungi; Ascomycota; Dipodascomycetes; Dipodascales. The record is from RefSeq and is a predicted model, not a curated record.
AUGUCCGUCAUCAUCUCCUAUCAGGGAACCCACUUGGAUCUUCCUUACGCACCAGCAGAAGAGUCCCAUGAUGAUCAUGAUGAUGAUGGUGAUGAUGAUGGGUCACCCAGCCGUAACACCACAGGGCUAGAUGCUCUUUCCAAGACAACAAUCUCCCUUUCCCGGUCCGACUCGCCUCUACCUUCGUUUGAACAAGUGAUGCACGAACAGAGAUCACUCAUGGUGGAUUUUACACCCAUUGUCACAGUGAAGUACACGAAGAGCAUGCGGGUCAAAAAGAUGACCGCAGCUCUUGUUCGUCACAUGAUCGUGUCGGAGACUAGGACUCAAACAAACGAGACUCUGGUCCAAUGGGAUCUCUUUUCGGGUCGAUGCAAGCCUGUGAAAGGGCCCAUUUCUGAAAUCGCCAGUCCUGUAUCUAUCCAGACUUCCACCCACAAGUACCCACUUCACUGCACUCUUCCAGCUGGGCUUCAUGAAACUGCUUCCCACAACUCCAGCAAGCUGUGGUACACUCUGGAGACCCAGGUGAGCUGCCAAAAGCGGUUACAUUCAAACUGCGGCCUCUUUGACUAUUGCCAGGAGAUUGUCAUAGCUCGAGACAGACAGAUGAACGACCAGGCUCUUCUCCCCGUCAAUGUGUCGACUCCUUGGCUCAAAAAGCUCAGAUUUGUUGUUUCUUACCCCCAGAAAGUCAUUGUUUUGAAUGAAGAUACCGAGAUCCCCGUCAAGAUCACCACUACACUGUUUGAGAAGCCCAUUCGGCUCAACACCGUCAACAUCUCCGUGACCCAAACCUGCAAUUCAAACGCCAACGAUGCGCAGAAAACUAGACUCCUCACCGUGAAUUCCAACCGAUACGCGGAUUCAGACGAGCUGGAGCACGACGAAAUAGAACUCCAGCAAGCCAGGGAAGAAGGCUUCGACGUGAAGAAAAACUUUUUCGAUUCCAUCCAUAGAGGCAAUCUUCUCAUCCCCGGAGCCGAGGAGACAGAGCUGGAUUAUACGCUGAAGUUGAAUGUCCGGAUCAUCGACAAAUUAUCCGCAUCAACCUCUCGCACUCACCCUCUUCACAUAGUGCACAAGAUACACGUGUCGCUGCGCUUCUCACAACUGGAUAUGACUGACCAGCCCAAUCAGAAGACCCGAAGGUACGUGGACCUGUCUCUGUCUGCCCCUUUGGUGUUCUCCAGAACGCGGAGAUCGCAGCCAGUGGACGCUUGUUUGAACCUCGUGCCGUUCGAGUAUGAAGACUUUUUGCUGUGCGAGUACCCCCGGUUAAAGAAUACAAACAUGGUCUUCAAAAACGACUACGCAAACGACUCUGCUCCUCUCUACGAGUCUCUCCCACCCCCAGUUUACGAGGCGAUCGACUCAAAAUGGGAAUUCAAGGCGGAUACCAGAGGAAAGACUGGAUGUAUGACUCCAGGUGGAUGUGUGGACCAAAGUGGAAUGCGAAACACGACAGGUUGGUGGUUUCGACGAACCAUGUAUUAG